AUGACUCAUGAACGUAUAUCCGAAGAAGCGCAUGGCGAACUUGCCUCUUUUUUUACAAAUGAAACUGAUCUUUUACUUGGCGAUGAAAUUAUGGAUAUAGUCAAUGGUUCUAAUUUUGUAAAUGAUCUUAAUGAUGUUGGUCUAUGUGAUUUCGACCAAAUGAUCGAAUCAAUAAUGGGUCCUGUUGAACCAAAUGACUUAGAUAAAUACUUAGGUCUACCCAAUCAACAAGUUUUAGAUAGGUCUCCUGAUUAUGACAACAAUUGUGCAUUGGCUUUGAGUGAUAUAUUUGCAACACCAAUUAUAAAAGGAGAAAAGAUUUAUUCAAAUACUAAACAAGUUGCAUUGUCACAAUCGGUUGGUGUUGGUCAAACACAAAAUAUACCCAAACCUUCGCAAAAAAUCUCUAUUCCUUAUGAUUUAGAAGAAUCUUUUCGACCUCGUUACAAAAGUGACUAUUUUGCUCAGAAUGGAAAAAAUCGUAAACCAAGAUAUGUUGCUGAUCGAAUUGGUAAUCACUUUGUUACUAUCAAAGUUCCAGUAGGUGUUCGUGGUUAUAUUCGAGUUGCUUGGCUAACGAUACCUGAUAAAUCUGGAAAUCAAUAUUAUAUGCCUUACAAAUUUCAGCAAAGUAAUGUUUCAAUACAAGAACAGGAUGUUAACCCAUUAUACGUUCCAAUUGCUGCUGAUAGCCAUGGAUAUAUGAGAUUAUAUCUCGUAUUAAUUAAAUCAACACAAGGUGAACUUAAAUCAAUUAAUUCAUUGGAACCAUUUCAACCAUUUCGAAAUUUGCUUGGUGCAUUAGAUGAAAAGAAGACAGAACAAAAAUUGGCAUUAACUCCCAAGCAAUUGAUUCAUAUGUAUCAAUUAGAUCAGUCUCAAUUAGCAUUUACAUUUUGUUCGAUAAGUCCAGAUGGAAAGCAGACUAUACAUGAAUGGGAUACAACUGUUUAUUCAACAAUUCUCACUGAACUACCACCAGAGAAUUCAAAACGAAAAAUAAUUACAUGUCCAAGAUGCACACAUGAAUUUCCAUUACAGAUAAAUGGUGAUGAUGAUGGUAUUCCAAAAAAAGUUACAAAGAAACGAAAAAUAAUAACUAAAUUUUCAAUUAAUCGAAAAAAAAUGACAGUUGAAACUGAUACAAUUAAGAAUCCAAAAGAAUCUCCCACAAAAACAAAACGUAAACGUGCAUCACGUUCAAGUUCAAGUGGUUCAAGUUCAUCAGGCACGACAAGUUCCUCAUCUGCUUCGAGUCGUUCAUCGUCAUCCUCAUCAUCUAAUUCAUCAUCAUCAACUAGUCGUUCAUCAUCAGCUGCAUCAUCACCAGAAAAAAAAGGUGAUCGUAAUAAAGUAAAUAAUAAUAAAUCAUCAAAUAAAAAAUCAUCAGAACAUGAUAUAAUUGAUGAAAAAAAACCUGUUCAAUCAACAAAUUCAACACGUCGUAGUCCAAGUCCAUCAUCACGUCGGCAAGAAAAAGAAGCUACCAAAAUUUAUAUUGGUAAACUAUCUUUAAAUGUUAAUAAAGAACAUUUAGCUGAAAUUUUUGGAACAUUUGGUGAAAUAAAAGAGAUUGAUUUACCAUCUCAUCGUAUAUAUACACAUCUUCAUCGUGGUUUUGCUCAUAUUGAAUAUGUGACAGCAAAUGGUGCUGAACAAGCAUGUAAAUAUAUGGAAGGUGGACAAGUUGAUGGCAAAGAAAUUGUUUGUGUGCUGGUUCAUGGUCAACCACCACAUUUAUCUUCGGAUAGAAAUCGUCGAGAACGAUCACCUUAUCAUGGAAGACGUCGACGUUCACCAUUACCACCAUCACGUCAUUAUCCACCACAAAGACGUAUGGGAGAUCGUGAUCGUGAUCGUGGAAGAUAUAAUGAUCGACGAGGUGGAUAUUCACCACCAUCAAGAAAUUAUCGACGUGGACAAUCACCACCGACAUCUAGUCGACGAACUGGUGCAGGUGGAAAUGCGGCUGAAUCACCAAAGAAAAAAGAACGUAGAUAUUCACGAUCAAGUUCAAGUGAAUCAAAAUAA
Messenger RNA from Adineta steineri, 2031 nucleotides. NCBI's taxonomy places the organism in Eukaryota, Metazoa, Rotifera, Eurotatoria, Adinetida, Adinetidae. The record is from the annotation of a GenBank genome assembly.